UCACACUGGUCGGGUAUGUUCCUUGUGUUUUCUUCCCUCUACCACCAGAUCUAAUCAUCAUUCCCAACUUACGGGCGAAUUUGCUGGACAAAUUUCUUCCAUUAUAAAUUACUCUGUGGUAGUCUCUGCUAUCUCAUACAUUCGACAUGCACAUGUUUUUUCUCCUUCCACCUUCCAAUGCCAGAAGUCAAUUGUUAUAUGCAUUCUUUCUCCUUGUCGCUGUCCUCAGUCUUACUGUGGCUGCUGCCCCCUUGAAACUUGCUCCUCGACCCCUCGCACCGAACGUAGUUGUGCUCAGCCUCGGGUGGGACGAAACCACAGCGUUCUUCCACGGUGAACAAAGACCAGCUCUUUUCUUUUACAACAAUUACGGCCUGACAGCUAGACGUGAUCCAUAUGGCCGCAUGUACAUUUUUCCCAUCCAGAGGAGUGCGAAGGGCUUGCAGAACUUAGGACCGGAUAAUACGCAGCUUAUAGCUUACUUCCGUGAUGAGGUGCAACUCAGGAAUACCAUGGCGACUUUGGGAGACCUUCAGGAACUUAGUAAACUUGGUGCUGGUCCUCGGAUGAUGUCAUGGCCCCUCAUUAUUAGUGCCAGCGACUACGUUCAUGCUGUGUUAACUCACCUGUCGCAACUUCCUAGUGGUUAUGAAGGACAUGCGAUGGUUGUGGAUGCCAAAUUAUUGUCAGAAUGGGAAAAGAUAAAGCAAGGAUUGAAAACGAAGUGAACGACAGUAACACAGAUGGAAGUAAAAAUACUUAUUAUGGGUGUGAUAUAACAUAGUUUGUGGGAUCUGUCCAGCUCGUUGUAGGUCGAUGGUAUAAUCUGCUCCAACGAUCGGAAAUAGCUAUACAUGAUAUGGUUUGAAUUCGUUUCAACUGUGACGACCUAGACCACGAACGGAUCUGCUGAUGACCUGCUUAAGCCUGGCACGAUGUGCACUAAAAUGAAAGUAUUGGAAGGUACUCAUCCUCAGCCCUAAGGCAGCAGAGCUGUCUUCUCAGAAGAUAAGAUAAGCUGUGGCGGAACUCAUUCAAGCUCUUUCUUUGUGAUCCCACCUGCUCCUUUCCCAGUAAUAUUCUAGUGUCCAGUCUUUUGACAAAG
Lentinula edodes (shiitake mushroom) is the source of this 1105-nucleotide messenger RNA. RefSeq lists its product as uncharacterized. The record is from RefSeq and is a predicted model, not a curated record. The transcript has 4 exons. Lineage: Eukaryota; Fungi; Basidiomycota; Agaricomycetes; Agaricales; Omphalotaceae. Bases 147 to 728 code for a protein of 193 amino acids.